Messenger RNA from Cloeon dipterum, 2181 nucleotides. RefSeq names its product pre-piRNA 3'-exonuclease trimmer-like. The record is from RefSeq and is a predicted model, not a curated record. Bases 261 to 1958 code for a protein of 565 amino acids. Gene Ontology annotation, cellular component: endoplasmic reticulum; cytoplasm. Gene Ontology annotation, molecular function: poly(A)-specific ribonuclease activity; RNA binding. Lineage: Eukaryota; Metazoa; Arthropoda; Insecta; Ephemeroptera; Baetidae. The transcript is spliced from 11 exons. Gene Ontology annotation, biological process: nuclear-transcribed mRNA poly(A) tail shortening.
UUUAUUCGUCCUCCUCAGCUCUUUCGCCUCUCACCCGCUGCAUUUUCCCGCUAAGAAUUUUCACUCUCUUAUGCAAUGCAUUUGCCGCGUGAAAUCCUCGCUCCUGAUUGGCUGAUUCGUCUCUGAUUCCGGAUCCCAUAGGCUCAUUGUCAGAGCGAAAACAUAAUAACAGAUGACGGAACGGAUAGCUGGAACCAGAACCAGACAGAAAGAAAACAAAAGGGUACCAGCUGGCAUUGACAGAAGACCGUAAACAAGAAAUGAAUUCUGAAAAUUCUUUCACGUUUGCGGCUGGAUUAUUUGGAUUUAAAAAUAAUAUGGCAGUCGAAGUAGUGGCGGAAAACUGGCCAGCGAUGCUGGGCCGGAUGGAAAACGCCCUGGAAGACGCGAUUUUCGUCGCCAUCGACAACGAAUUUUCCGGACUCAACGACACCGGCCUCGAGGACAUCAGUCUAUUUGACAGUUCUGAGCAGCGAUACCUGAAGCUGCGAGGGCACAUCCGCGAGUUCUGCAUCGUGCAGGUCGGCGUGUCCAUCUUCAGGAAGGACGCCGAGAGCGGCGGCUACACGUCGCAGGUCUUCAGCAUCUACCUCUUCCCGAGCACCAACGGCGGCAACGACGUGCAAAUCCGCUUCCAGGCCUCGUCCAUCGAGUUUCUCACCCGCUACAACUUCGACUUCAACAAGAUGAUGCACCACGGAGUGAAUUUCGUGUCGCUGGAGCAAGCGGAGAAACUGAAGCAGGCGAUCCGGAAGCAGCAGCCGUACGUGCAGCAGCAAAAACAGCUGCUCAGCGUCGACCUACUCGAGUCCUACCGACGCGUCUGCUCUGACGUGAUGGCCUGGGCCGCCGACGCCAAGGACAGGGAGGAGACCAUUUUCCAAAUUCCCGACGGCCUUUGUCCUUACUUGCUGCAAUGGGACGUCCGAGCCGGCAUCCCCGACAUCUGGGUCAGGCUCCACGGCAAUAGUCUGGUUGUCAGCAAAGUUGGAGAAAAAAUGAGGAAGGAACUGGAAGAGGCCCACCGGGCCAAGGAGGAAGCUGAGGCUUUCGACAAGCUUAUCGGCUUUACUAAAUUCUUCUCGCUUCUGAUCGAACAGAAAAUUCCGCUUGUGGGCCACAACGUCAUGCUGGACAUGAUGCACAUGUUCCAGCAGUUAAUCGAACCUUUGCCAGAAUCGUAUUGGUCGUACAAGCAGAAAUUGCUGAAGCAUUUUCCUGUGAUCUUUGACACGAAACUAAUGAGCAUGGAGAUCAAGCAGAAAAUCGACAUCAAUGAUGUCUGGAACAGCGACCUGCAGAGACUGUACAACUACCUGCACGACAGCCGAUGCGCUAAUUUCGCUCCAGGAUCUCCGGAAGUCUCCAUUCAGGAGCCAGGACCUGGGAGUGGAGAUGGAGCGUGUACUUUACAAGCUCACUUUCACGACGCCGGCUGGGAUUCCUUCUGCACUGGCUACGUUUUCAUCAAGCUCGCGCAUAUCAGCGCCGUGUUUGACGAGGCUGUCAAGAGCGAAGACAAGAUCGCGCAAUUCGAUCUCUCGUGGGACGACUUGAUGAGUGCGGUGCAGCCCCUGCGGAACAAGGUGCACAUCGUCAUGGCCAAGACAAACUACAUCGUUCUAGACGGACCUGAUCCGGAUGCGAGUUGGAACAAUAUCGUCUUUUUGCAGGCCAAGGGAAGGGAGGAUUUGAGGUUUGAGAAUUUGGAGCAACUUUUCCUGCAGUUCGGCAGUGUGGAUAUCAAGAUGGUCGACUCGAAAAGAGCCCUGCUUGCCAAUCCAACUCCAGAAUGCCUGAAGGAAGUGCUGAAGUUUUGCAAGACGCAGCAGUCGUGGUUGCGAGCGUCCCGUUUCUCACCGCUGAAACACACGGACGCGGGCAGGUCUGCCAUGUGGGCUGCCGCCUUCGCGUCGUUGGCCGGCGGAUCUUUGCUCGUCAUCUCGGCCUUCUGCUAGUUAAAUUCGAGGUGUGCAGUGUGUGCGUUUUGCCCUUUGGGGCAGACACACAGACGGUAUUGUGUUUCUCUCUUUCUCUCUUUCUUUCUGCUCGGUUCGACACUAAAAUAUGGCUCUGCUGUGUGAUAGUUCCGCUCGCUUUAUUUGCGGCCUCUCUGUUUUAAUUUUGAACUUUGGCCACUCUCGAAAUAAAAGCUGCUGCGUCGUUACGUCAUUAGAAAAA